UGCUGCCGAAGAGAUGACACUGAACAAAACAUCCCACAGUGGAAGACUAGCUUGUUCCCCAGGAAGUUGUGGGCAACACACUGCGAGUUUCUCAUCACCAUCUUGCGCAAAGUAAGAGUGAAGUGGUAUUCAUGCUGGGUGCGCACUGGGCAUCAGACACUGGAAGUUCAUGGACCCGAAUGAGCCAUAUCCCCCGACUACCCCUAGACCUGCUGGCACCACUGGCACCAUGAAAACAGUCCUGUACUUGAUCUUCACCUUUGUGAUAGCUCUACUAGUUGGGGCUGUACUUUUUGGUUUGUAUCUUCACACGAAACUGGACAAGGUGGAAGAUGAGAUUAAUUUACGAGAAGACUUCUUGUUCCUUAGAAGAUUACAGAAAUGUCUGAAAACACAAGAUGCUGACACAACGUUGCUGAAUUGUACAGCAAUCUUAAACCUAUUCCCAGAUCUCCUGGACCGAAUAAGCAAGGUUCCCCUUCCCCCGGAAAGUCCUCCUGCCAUGCAAAAAGGGGAGAAGUCAACAGCAUCCAUUCACCUUGCAGGUUUCAAGGACAGCUCUCAGCCAGUAUCAGUUUUGCAAUGGACUGAGGCACUGUAUGCCCCGAAUGAUGACACAUUUUCCUACCAAGAUGGAAAGCUAAAAGUUGCCAGAGGAGGAAGAUACUAUAUCUAUGCCCAAGUCACCUUUUGCAUGGAAUCUGGGCUGCAUGUGCCAUUCAGUGUGUACAUGUACCUGCAUCUGCCUUCUGAGAAAGACCAGCUACUGCUGAAAGGAGUGAGAACACCUGGUCGUUCAAACAACGUAUGCAGCAUGCAGUCAGUUCAUCUUGGAAGAGUUGUCAAACUCCAGCAAGGGCACACUGUCUUCAUCAAUGUGACGGACCCCUCCAAAGUGAACUAUGAUCAUGGAAACACAUACUUUGGCAUGUUUGAGAUCUCUGAGAAGAGCCUGUGAAGCUUUGUUGAACAAAGUACCGCCCUUCAGUCCAUAAUAUUUAUGACCUCAUCCCUCGUGGGUUUUAUUGCCCUUAUCCUAUUUUAUUUUAUUUAUUAACAGAGAAGUGGAAUGUUACUCCUCAGAGCGUGAAAUAUAAU
Molecule: messenger RNA, 1098 nt
Organism: Heteronotia binoei (common prickly gecko)
Lineage: Eukaryota; Metazoa; Chordata; Lepidosauria; Squamata; Gekkonidae
Gene: CD40LG
Product: CD40 ligand
Exons: 5
Coding region: 170-958 (262 amino acids)
Biological process (GO): immune response
Cellular component (GO): membrane
Molecular function (GO): tumor necrosis factor receptor binding
Source: RefSeq, a predicted model, not a curated record